This is a messenger RNA of Oenanthe melanoleuca, 1926 nucleotides long. It is a transcript of the gene IMPDH2, whose product is annotated as inosine monophosphate dehydrogenase 2. NCBI's taxonomy places the organism in Eukaryota, Metazoa, Chordata, Aves, Passeriformes, Muscicapidae. Gene Ontology annotation, molecular function: IMP dehydrogenase activity. Gene Ontology annotation, cellular component: cytoplasm. Bases 83 to 1699 code for a protein of 538 amino acids. The record is from RefSeq and is a predicted model, not a curated record. The transcript has 15 exons. Gene Ontology annotation, biological process: GTP biosynthetic process.
GGGGCGGGCACAGCGGGUCCCUCCCGGCGGCCGUCGGGGCGCGCGUGCGCUCGGUGUGGCGGGGUGGGCACGCGGCGGGGCCAUGGCGGACUAUCUGAUCAGCGGCGGCACCGGCUACGUGCCCGACGACGGGCUGACGGCGCAGCAGCUCUUCAGCUGCGGCGAUGGGCUCACCUACAACGAUUUCCUCAUCCUCCCGGGGUACAUCGACUUCACGGCGGACCAGGUGGACUUGACCUCGGCGCUGACCAAGAAAAUCACCCUGAAGACCCCGCUGGUCUCCUCGCCCAUGGACACAGUCACCGAGGCCAGCAUGGCCAUCGCCAUGGCGCUGACCGGAGGAAUUGGGUUCAUCCACCACAACUGCACCCCGGAGUUCCAGGCCAACGAAGUGCGGAAGGUGAAGAAAUACGAGCAAGGAUUCAUCACAGACCCCGUGGUGCUGAGCCCCAGUGACCGAGUGCGAGAUGUGUUUGAAGCAAAAGCUCGUCAUGGAUUUUGUGGGAUUCCCAUCACGGACAAUGGGAAGAUGGGGGGCAAGCUGGUUGGGAUCAUCUCGUCCAGAGAUAUUGAUUUCCUGAAAGAGUCAGAGCAUGACCUGCCCCUCGGUGAGAUUAUGACAAAGCGAGAGGAUCUUGUUGUGGCCCCAGCUGGUGUAAUGUUGAAAGAAGCAAAUGAAAUUCUGCAAAGGAGUAAAAAAGGCAAGCUGCCAAUUGUUAAUGAAGAUGACGAGCUGGUGGCUAUCAUUGCCCGCACUGAUCUCAAGAAGAAUAGGGACUACCCUCUGGCUUCUAAGGACUCCAAGAAGCAGCUGCUCUGUGGUGCUGCUAUUGGGACCCACGAAGAUGACAAGUACCGGCUGGAUCUGCUGGUGCAGGCUGGCGUGGACGCCGUCGUGCUGGAUUCCUCUCAGGGGAAUUCAAUCUUCCAGAUCAAGAUGAUAAAAUACAUUAAGGAGAAGUAUCCAAACCUACAAGUUAUUGGAGGAAAUGUGGUGACUGCGGCUCAGGCCAAGAACCUCAUUGACGCGGGGGUUGAUGCCCUGAGGGUCGGGAUGGGCAGUGGUUCCAUCUGCAUCACGCAGGAAGCUGCUCCAAAGAUCCCUCCAGACCUAAAGUCCCACAGCCCCAAAUGCCCUUCUACUGUCACGGGCACCUAUAUGCUGGCGUGCGGCCGUCCCCAGGCCACGGCGGUGUACAAGGUGUCCGAGUACGCCAGGAGGUUCAGCGUGCCCGUCAUCGCCGAUGGAGGCAUCCAGACAGUUGGGCACAUCGCCAAAGCCCUGGCACUUGGGGCCUCCACAGUGAUGAUGGGCUCUCUCCUGGCUGCCACCACGGAGGCCCCAGGCGAGUACUUCUUCUCGGAUGGCAUCAGGCUGAAGAAAUACCGUGGCAUGGGCUCCCUAGAUGCCAUGGACAAGAACUUGGGAAGCCAGAAUCGGUAUUUCAGUGAGACAGACAAAAUUAAAGUGGCCCAGGGAGUCUCCGGUGCAGUGCAAGACAAGGGCUCUAUCCAUAAAUUCAUUCCAUAUCUAAUUGCUGGGAUCCAGCAUUCCUGCCAGGAUAUUGGUGCCAAGAGCUUGACCCAACUCCGAGCCAUGAUGUACUCAGGAGAGCUGAAAUUUGAGAAGAGGACAAUGUCUGCCCAGGUUGAAGGAGGAGUGCACGGCCUCCACUCGUAUGAGAAGCGCCUCUUCUGAAGGAGAUGAGUCUGUGUCUGUCCUUGUGCCACCCAGCCCCGUGCUGCUCUGCACGGGAGCUGCUCGUGCUGCAGAAGUGCCAUUAUCCUGGGCUGCCUGGAGCUCCCGCUUUCCCUUGGCUGCUUUCUGACCACCCGCGGGGCCCACCUUCCACCUGGGAGCUGUGAUCCUGGGCUGGAGCCUUGCACAUGUUGCCCAUGUUUUACAAUAAAAAGAAUGAAAAGAUG